Molecule: messenger RNA, 1107 nt
Organism: Cylindrotheca closterium
Lineage: Eukaryota; Bacillariophyta; Bacillariophyceae; Bacillariales; Bacillariaceae
Source: the annotation of a GenBank genome assembly
AUGAUCCAACGAACCUACAACACAAGGUUUCGUCUUUCCAAUUCCAUCCUUUUUUCCUUCUUUGUUUUCUUCUGUUCCGUCAGUCAUCUUUCUUCCACUUCCUCCUUUGCUGCUGCCGCCACUACUACCAACAACGACAAGACUUGUACGGAUCCCACUUGCAAAAUGAGCAAACCAACGCCUUCUCAACUCGUCAAACUUCCUACUUCCGAAGUUGUGGAACUCUUGAGUGGAAUUUACGAACAUUCUGCCUGGGUCGCCGAAACCUUGGUAAAAUCCAGUCCAUUGUUUACGGACAAUAUGACAAAGGAUGGCACAAUUACGGUGUCGCAAUUGGCGCAAGCCAUGAAAGAAAUUGUGGACGGUGCCACUGAGGAAGCCAAACUAAAAUUGCUUCAAUUGCAUCCCGAUUUGGGCGUCAAGGCGGCUACAUUGAAAACACUGACAAAAGAAUCCCAAGAAGAACAGGGCAAGGCGGGAUUGCAAACCAUGACACCCGAACAAUUGACCAAGUUCACAGCUCUGAAUGACCAAUACAAGACAACCUUUGGAUUUCCCUUUAUUCUUGCCGUCCGCAAUGCCAGCAAGGAAACCAUCUUGGCCGCACUGAGUGGAAGGGUGAAUCGACCCCAACAUUCCGAAUUUCAAACGGCCAUUGACCAAGUGCACAAGAUUGCCUGGAUGCGUUUGUUGAGUAAGCUAGAUUGCUCGACCGAUAGUGAGGGAUACUUGACGGUCCACGUCUUGGAUACCGCCAAUGGGAUUCCCGCGGCCAAUAUGAAGAUUACUUUGACCAAAUUGUCGCCUACUGUGGAAGACUUGGGAACCUUUGUCACCAAUCACGAUGGACGAUUGGAUGUGGGUCCUGCCUUGGAGGGUGCGGGACGACGCGCCCGAUUGGGUAGCGAUUCGCUGGAUAUGGAAGUGGGAGUGUACGAGUGGAACUUUUAUGCAGGAGAUUACUUUGCCAGUCAAGGAACCUACGCCAAUGGGACUCCCUUUUUGGAUACCAUUCCCAUUCGAUUUGGCAUUGAUAAUCCUGAUGAUCAUUAUCAUGUUCCAUUGUUGGUCAGUCCCUGGUCCUUUUCGACAUAUCGGGGAAGUUAA